AGCAUCCUCGGUGUUCGCGUGUCCUCCCGGCUCUGCAUCUUGUCUUACUCCUCCGCCGGCGCGAUGGCGAAGCCGCUGACGGACAGCGAGAAGCGGAAGCAGAUCAGUGUGCGCGGCAUCGCGGGGCUGGGCGACGUGGCCGAGGUGCGGAAGAGCUUCAAUCGGCACCUGCACUUCACGCUGGUCAAGGACCGCAAUGUGGCCACGCCCCGCGACUACUUCUUCGCGCUGGCUCACACUGUGCGGGACCACCUGGUGGGCCGCUGGAUCCGCACGCAGCAGCACUACUACGAGCGCGACCCCAAGCGCAUCUAUUAUCUUUCCCUGGAAUUCUACAUGGGCCGCACACUGCAGAACACGAUGGUGAACCUGGGCCUUCAGAAUGCUUGUGAUGAAGCCAUUUAUCAGCUGGGGUUGGACUUGGAAGAACUAGAGGAAAUAGAAGAGGACGCUGGCCUCGGGAACGGAGGCUUGGGGAGGCUGGCAGCCUGCUUCCUUGACUCGAUGGCCACAUUGGGCCUGGCAGCAUAUGGCUAUGGAAUCCGCUAUGAGUUUGGGAUUUUUAACCAGAAGAUUGUCAAUGGCUGGCAGGUGGAGGAGGCCGAUGACUGGCUGCGCUACGGCAACCCCUGGGAGAAGGCCCGGCCGGAGUACAUGCUGCCUGUGCACUUCUACGGGAGGGUGGAGCACAGCCCGGAGGGCGUCAAGUGGCUGGACACCCAGGUGGUGCUGGCCAUGCCCUACGACACCCCGGUGCCUGGCUACAGGAACAACACCGUCAACACUAUGAGGCUGUGGUCCGCCAAGGCACCCAACGACUUCAAGCUCCAUGACUUUAAUGUGGGUGGCUACAUCGAGGCAGUCCUGGACAGGAACCUGGCCGAGAACAUCUCCAGAGUCCUCUAUCCAAAUGAUAAUUUCUUCGAGGGGAAGGAGCUCCGCCUGAAGCAGGAGUACUUUGUGGUGGCUGCCACCCUCCAGGACAUCAUUCGCCGCUUUAAGUCCUCCAAGUUCGGCUGCCGGGACCCAGUGAGAACCUGUUUCGAGACAUUCCCAGACAAGGUUGCCAUCCAGCUGAACGACACCCACCCAGCCCUUGCCAUCCCUGAGCUCAUGCGGAUACUGGUGGACGUGGAGAAAGUGGACUGGGACAAGGCCUGGGAAAUCACAAAGAAGACCUGUGCAUACACCAACCACACCGUGUUACCCGAGGCCUUAGAGCGCUGGCCUGUGUCCAUGUUUGAGAAGCUCCUGCCACGGCACCUGGAGAUCAUCUACACCAUCAACCAGAGGCACCUGGAUCACGUGGCCGCCCUGUUCCCCGGGGACGUGGACCGCCUGCGAAGGAUGUCUGUGAUCGAGGAAGGGGACUGCAAGCGGAUUAACAUGGCCCACCUGUGUGUGAUCGGGUCCCAUGCUGUCAACGGCGUGGCGAGGAUCCACUCGGAGAUUGUGAAGCAGUCAGUCUUUAAAGACUUCUAUGAGCUGGAGCCAGAGAAGUUCCAGAAUAAGACAAAUGGCAUCACACCCCGACGGUGGCUGCUGCUGUGUAACCCGGGGCUGGCCGGCACCAUCGCAGAGAAAAUCGGGGAGGGUUUCCUGACUGACCUGAGCCAACUGAAGAAGCUGUUGCCAUUGGUUGAUGACGAGGCACUCAUCAGGGAUGUGGCCAAGGUCAAGCAGGAAAACAAGCUGAAGUUCUCUGCCUUCCUGGAGAAGGAAUAUAAGGUGAAAAUCAACCCUUCCUCCAUGUUCGACGUGCACGUAAAGAGGAUCCACGAGUACAAGCGGCAGCUGCUGAACUGCCUGCAUAUCAUCACCCUGUACAACCGAAUAAAGAAGGACCCAGCCAAGGCCUUUGUGCCCAGGACUGUCAUGAUCGGGGGCAAGGCGGCCCCCGGUUACCACAUGGCGAAGAUGAUCAUCAAGCUGGUCACAUCCAUCGGCAGUGUCGUCAACCACGAUCCAAUUGUGGGCGACAAGCUCAAAGUGAUCUUCCUGGAAAACUACCGAGUGUCUUUGGCUGAGAAAGUGAUCCCCGCAGCAGACCUGUCGCAGCAGAUCUCCACUGCAGGCACCGAGGCCUCGGGCACGGGCAACAUGAAGUUCAUGCUCAACGGGGCCCUCACCAUUGGUACCAUGGAUGGAGCCAACGUGGAGAUGGCCGAGGAAGCUGGGGCUGAGAACCUCUUCAUCUUUGGCAUGCGUGUGGAGGAUGUCGAGGCCCUGGACCGGAAAGGGUACAAUGCCAGAGAAUACUAUGACCGCCUGCCCGAGCUAAAGCAGGCCGUGGACCAGAUCAGCAGCGGUUUCUUCUCUCCCAAGGAACCAGACUGCUUCAGGGACGUGGUCAACAUGCUGCUGAACCACGACAGGUUCAAGGUGUUUGCAGAUUAUGAAGCGUACGUGGCAUGCCAGGCCCAGGUGGACCAGCUGUACCGGAACCCCAGGGAGUGGACCAAGAAGGUCAUCAGGAACAUCGCCUGCUCGGGCAAGUUCUCCAGUGACCGGACCAUCACAGAGUACGCCCGGGACAUCUGGGGCGUGGAGCCCUCUGACCUGCAGAUCCCGCCCCCCAACCUCCCCAGGGAUUAGGCACUCUGGCAAUGGUCUGCUGUUUCUGGAGGGCCAUGGGGAUUGUGCUGGUGGCUUGGGGUGGGCAAGGAAGGAAAAGCUCAAAAAGGGAGACGCUCCCCGGUUUCCUGCAGGAAAGCAGAGCUUGCAGCCCUGCCCAGGGCAGCUGGCCCCACAGCUUUAGCUCACCUGCCCCAAGGAGGUGGGGAAGGUGGAGCCACCAGCUGGGCUCCUCUGAGACCUUGCACGCACCUUGCAGUGAGCUUGUUUUUAGUUUUGAGCCUCUGGAUUCUGGGGUCUGGGCAGGUAGCUGUGGCGAAGCCUGGGGAACUGUGUUUUCUGCACCACACGUGCUGGCCCACUGCAUGGGCUUCCGGCCUCCUGGCCGUGCUAGUACUCUGGCCAAGCCUGCCGCUGCUGAGUGGGUGCUCUGGCCCAGGGUUUCCAGACUGAUCAGAUAAAGGGGCCCUAGG
Molecule: messenger RNA, 3047 nt
Organism: Odobenus rosmarus divergens (Pacific walrus)
Lineage: Eukaryota; Metazoa; Chordata; Mammalia; Carnivora; Odobenidae
Gene: PYGB
Product: phosphorylase, glycogen; brain
Exons: 20
Coding region: 64-2595 (843 amino acids)
Biological process (GO): glycogen catabolic process
Cellular component (GO): cytoplasm
Molecular function (GO): glycogen phosphorylase activity; pyridoxal phosphate binding
Source: RefSeq, a predicted model, not a curated record